Messenger RNA from Glycine soja, 1458 nucleotides. RefSeq names its product protein MAIN-LIKE 1-like. Gene Ontology annotation, biological process: meristem maintenance; meristem development. Lineage: Eukaryota; Viridiplantae; Streptophyta; Magnoliopsida; Fabales; Fabaceae. The coding region runs from base 1 to 1458 and encodes 485 amino acids. The transcript has 4 exons. The record is from RefSeq and is a predicted model, not a curated record.
AUGGUUAGGACUAGAGGAUUAGGUCGUGUCUUAGGUCAAGUCACUGGCAGAGGUGUGGGCAGAGGAGAUCGUGAUGAUUCUGAUGAUGCUCCGCAGGGUCGACGGCCUACUGCAUCCACACGGAGGCAGCUAGUCGCUGUGACUGCGGAUCACGUCGAUGAGCCAGUCAUCCCUGCGCCAGAUGUUCAGGAUGACCCGAUGGAGGCACCAGCUGCUGUAGAGGACAUUCCUGCGGACACAGGCGCAGAGGCUGCUGAGGAUGAGCAUGAGGGAUUUCCGGGUGGUCCGAGCGACCUAUCCGUGUUGACCCUGUAUGCAGAUCACGUUGCUUGCAGCGUAUGGACGGGAGAGGAGCGUCCUGAAUUGAAGCUAUCCUCUCAUGGGAGGAAGGUCCAUAGUUUAGGCAGGCUUGUCCCUGCCAUUGAGGGACUUAUUGCUGGUACAGGACUAAGUCCUCUGAUCACGUGUUCGGUAGACAUCGGUGAUCGGGGACUUUUGUCCGUGUUUGUGGAGCGGUGCCACCGGGAGACGUCUAGUUUCCAUCUCCUGGUGGGAGAGCUCACCAUCACGCUGGAUGACGUCUCCUCACUUCUCCAUCUGCCCGUGAUUGGAGACUUACACGCCUUUCAGCCCUUGCACGUGGACAAUGCGGUUCAGAUGCUGGUCGACUUAUUGAUGGUCUCUAUAGAGUCUACCAGGGCUGAGACAGCCCAGUGUCGUGGAUCGUACGUACGCCUGCAAUGGAGUGCAACCAAUGUGCAUGUUGUCUACUUGGAGGCCCUUCGUGACCUCAGUAUGACAGAGAGGUACGCCUGGGGAGUGGCUGCUCUGGUUCAUAUGUAUGACCAGCUGAACGAUGCAUCUAUGAGCCACAGUCGACAGCUUGGCGGUUACAUCACACUGCUGCAGUGCUGGAUUUACGAGCACUUUCCCUCGGUCGCGGAGUCCACCGCUGAUCAGGACUACGACGAGGCUUCCCCGGGUGCGUGCAAGUGGAUUACGACGAAGAAAACCGUAAAGAGCAUUCGCACGCCGACGUACAAGGAGCGCCUGGACCGACUCCGGAUUCCGGAUGUCUGUUGGAUCCCUUAUGGGGAGCAUCGGGAGGUCCGGGACUUUCACGUCAGAUCAUGCUAUUCCGGUCUCUUGCGCUGGGGGCCUAUUGUUGUUUAUUACCGACCAGAGAGGGUCGUGCGGCAGUUUGGCUACACGCAGACUAUUCCUGCUCCUCCUGUCGAUUCAUGGGUCUCGUAUGAUGAUAUACACGACAGGUGGAUGCACUACGAGGAUCAUAUCGUACCAGCAGGUGAGGUGUGCGUUGUGCCAGAGGCGUGUUCCAGUGACUACAUGGACUGGUUCUUCCGCAUCUCCCAUCCUUUCAUGACACCAGGCCACGCAUUAGAUCCUCUACCUCAUGGUCACGCCUCACAGCCCCGAGUCGUCCCUCAGGCCCCGUAG